ACUUAAAUGUGAAAGUAGAUAGUUUCAGGUUACUAUCGAAGUUUACAUGUUUGAUGCUGCCAAAAUAGUUUGUUUUAAUGCGCCAAAGCUUAGUAGUGUCAUAGCAGUCACUCUGUGACACUGGCAAAAUAAUGUCAAAAGCCACAUUGUGGGACAGCAUAGUUUCAGGCCGUGCAAGCGAAUAUCUAACACAUUUUAUAUUCCCCUGUCUCCUACCAGCUAUGGAAGAAAUGCUUAAAAAAGCUCAAGAAUCACGUUGUUUUGAGAAGAAACGUUUUGGAUUCAAUGGUUUGGACUUUUUAACCCUAUAUUUAUACAAAAAUAACACAUAUACUAAAGACAAUAGAACUGCCCUGCAAACAUUAUCCGACAUUCCAUGGAUUUCAAAAGAAUGGGAGACAAAUCCACGAAAACCACUACCACUCAGCUUACAAUGGUCAGAUGAAGAGGCGGCUAUCAAAUUACAAUCCUAUUGGAGAGGUUAUCUAGUAAGACGAAUACCUGAGGUAUGUGAACUUCGACAAUGGCAAUCAGAAUGGAGAAGAUAUAAUCGUAUGAAAGAGGAACAAUCAGAAAAAACAAUCACCUAAAUCUUAGUAGUGUUUACUAUGCAGUCUUUAAACAGAUGAGACUAAUGUGAAUAUAUUCUUCAUUUUGAUUAUGCAUCAAAUAUAAAUUACUGAAUCUAAAUAAAGUGUUAUAUAUAUGCGGGUGUGGAACUUCUACAUUGUCGUAGUAUGGAAUUUUAUAUUGAUCUGUUUAUUAGACAUGUCACACAAUGACUGGUAGAUAGCGACUGGCAGUGGAAUCCACAAUACACAUUUCGUCCUGUUUGGGACUCGUCCUCCAGCUGGAUGUACCUGCAUUCCCCAGUGAGUGAUGAUGUUCCCACCA
Molecule: messenger RNA, 894 nt
Organism: Trichobilharzia regenti
Lineage: Eukaryota; Metazoa; Platyhelminthes; Trematoda; Strigeidida; Schistosomatidae
Source: the annotation of a GenBank genome assembly